UAAAAAGGUCGAUCCAUCUCAUCAACAUGCGGCAAGACAAGUGUGAAGUUCACAUCCACGUGUCAAGUAGACAUCUAACUAAAUAAAUAUAUAUGAUUUUGUAGUACUUUUCAAAGAUCUAAAAUCCAAAGAAGCUCUAAAAUAAGAACAAAACAGAAAAAUCCGAAAGAGGGAGCCCUCGAAUACACAAAAGCAAAAUGGCACAGCAUCAAAGGCCAAGAGAUCAGGAAAACACACUGCCACAUGAUCAGUACCGCGACGUUUUCAGCGUCUCCGGUGAUGACGUGGUAAGAAAGCAAGGCGUUGGUUUCCCUCAAUCCGAUCCAACGGUUGCGACGAUGGGAUCCCUAGACACGGUUACGAUUGGGGAGGCUUUGGAGGCUACGGCUUUGUCGCUUGGAGAUAAGCCUGUCGACCGUAAAGACGCAGCUGCGAUACAAGCGGCCGAAACUAGAGCCACAGGUGAGUCUGAUACUCGGCCAGGUGGUCUUGCCGCAGCGGCUCAGGCGGCUGCUGCUACCAACGAACAGGCGCUAUCCGAGGAAGGCAAAGUGACAAUAGCAGAUAUUCUCACAGAUGCUGCAGAGAAGCUUCGAGGAGACAAGGUGGUGACUAGCGAAGAUGCGGAGGCGGUGGUUGGAGCUGAACUUAGAAGCAGUCCGGAGAUGAAGACAACUCCUGGUGGCGUGGCAGAUUCCAUGUCUGCGGGUGCAAGGCUCAAUCAGCCUUUCUAGCUAUGUUUCUAUUCCUUUUGUGCUCUUAAUGAAGCUUUUUAGAAACUAAUAAGAGGGAUAUGAUUUCUGUAUGUCAAGUGGCUUCGUUAUUAUGAUGUUUAUUGAAAUUCUCAUAUUAACCCAUCGUAAAAAUCCUAGUUGCAAGUGUAUUUUUACGAUUGGUA
Molecule: messenger RNA, 898 nt
Organism: Capsella rubella
Lineage: Eukaryota; Viridiplantae; Streptophyta; Magnoliopsida; Brassicales; Brassicaceae
Product: late embryogenesis abundant protein 3
Exons: 2
Coding region: 198-734 (178 amino acids)
Source: RefSeq, a predicted model, not a curated record